Molecule: messenger RNA, 942 nt
Organism: Anopheles nili
Lineage: Eukaryota; Metazoa; Arthropoda; Insecta; Diptera; Culicidae
Gene: ATPsynB
Product: ATP synthase subunit b, mitochondrial
Exons: 3
Coding region: 92-811 (239 amino acids)
Biological process (GO): proton motive force-driven ATP synthesis
Molecular function (GO): proton transmembrane transporter activity
Source: RefSeq, a predicted model, not a curated record
ACAUUUUCUUCGAUUUGCAACCUAGGAGUACGGUUUCAGCUCGUGUUUCGCCUUCGAAGCGUACUAUAAAUUCUUGCUGAAGCUAGUGAAAAUGUUGUCCCGUGCAGUGCUUUUGUCAGCCAAGAAGCCAGCAGCGUUGGUGCUCUCUCGUGGUGCUGCCAGCUGCAGUGAAAAGACCGCCGAUCGUCCAAAACGGCUUGAACAUGGCGGUAAAGUUCGUUUGGGAUUUCUACCCGAGGAAUGGUUUACUUUCUUCUAUAACAAGACCGGUGUCACCGGACCGUACGUGUUUGGAGCUGGCUUAGCAACGUACCUCUGCUCUAAGGAAAUUUAUAUCAUGGAGCAUGAAUACUACAAUGGUCUGUCGUUGGCCAUUAUGGUUGUUUUUGCGGUGAAAAAGUUUGGACCUUCGUUGGCUGCCUAUCUCGAUAAAGAAGUCGACAAAGUCGAGAACGAAUGGAAGGAAAGCCGUGAUAAUAACAUUCAACAGCUAACCCAGGCUAUCCAAGAUGAGAAGAAAGAGCAAUGGCGUGCCGAGGGCCAGACGAUGUUGAUGCAAGCCAAGAAAGAAAAUGUUGCUCUACAGCUGGAGGCUGCUUAUCGCGAGCGUGCUAUGAAUGCGUAUCAAGAAGUGAAAAAACGCCUCGACUACCAGGUCGAGCGUCAGAAUGUCGAUCGUCGCAUCUCGCAAAAGCACAUGGUGGACUGGAUCGUAAACAAUGUAGUGAAGUCCAUCACUCCCGAUCAGGAAAAGGAAAAUCUAAACAAGUGUAUUGCUGACCUUGGAGCAUUGGCCGCUAGAGCUAAGUAAAGGCCCGCCGCUGAUGGCGAAGGUCGAGUUUCUCUUGAAUUAGUUAAAGGUUUUCGAAAAUCGACCAUGUCAUUCUGGCAAUAAAGCAGCGCUAGAUCGCGCGUUCACGUACUGUACUGCAUGUUGACGAA